GUAUUUCUGGGUUUCCUGGAAUGAGCUGGUUCAGUCAACGGCACAUGAUUUACAUUGUUGCAGAGCCUUGGCUCCAAGCUGAGCUCCCUCUGUGUGCCAAUGAGAUCCCCUUUCUGUAUAAAUAGUCAGAGGCUCAUGCCAGUAUUCAUCAGCAGAGUGAUUGUGGGAGAUUAAAAGAGAUGAACAGUGCCUUUCUGCGGUAAGCAACAUGAGCUGCAGAUGGAUAGAUUGUUAUGUAACCUUUACCCACCGUGAUGAUCACUCAGUCGUGGGCUUUUGAGGCAACACAGACAGACAGACAGACAGACAGACAGACAGACAGACAGACAGACAGACAGACAGACAGACAGACAGACAGACACACACACACACAAUUAAACUUGGCAUGUCACAUCACAAUGUUGAAGCAGGAUCUCAAGGUGCAGUAUCCUUAGUUUCAUUUGUAAGAUCACAUAGUGUACAGAAGUGUACAGUUGGUCUGAUGGAGGCUUGAAUUGUGUUAGCUUUAGGACCUAUGGUGUACAGAAUGAAAUAAUGAUAUUGGUGUAUGACACAUAUAAACAUCUGCUUAUUCUCCCUCCCCUCUGUAUAGAAAUCAGCACCUAUUGGACACAGUGACACUCCCCCUUGGAAAAGCCUGAAACAUGGCACAGUAAGUUGGAAGGACAUAAUGACUAGGCUGAAAAGUUUUCAAUGAAAACCAGUAGAACAUUUAACAUUAAAUAUUGAGAAAUGUAAAAUGACAUGGGGUUGGACAACUGUGUGUGUGUGUGUGUGUGUGUGUGUGUGUGUGUGUGUGUGUGUGUGUGUGUGUGUGUGUGUGUGUGUGUGUGUGUGUGUGUGUGUGUGUGUGUGUGUGUGUGUGUGUGUGUGUGUGUGUGUGUGUGUGUGUGUGUGUGUGUGUGUGUGUGUGUGUGUGUGUGUGUGUGUGUGUGUGUGUGUGUGUGUGUGUGUGUGAAGCAUCCAGAAGAAGACCAGUAGCAUGUCCUUGACCAUCUCCAGCUCCUCCAGAGCAAUCUCCUCUUCCUCCUCCUCUUCCUCUUCCUCUACCUCGGUCCAGCAGCAGAGACACUCCAGCCUGGUGCAGCCCCUCUGCAUCAGCCCCCAGAGGGUACCUACCUGACACACACACACACACACACACACAUGCACAAACACACACACAGAGACAUACACCCUAUUAUAGCUAUGCUGAUGCUUCGCCCACCACACCUUCACUCACAACAUACAAGAUAAACGUAUUCAUAAUAAAUAUAUAUUUUAUGUCAUUAGUGAAAGUAUUCACACCCCUUGACUUUUUCCACAUUUUGUUGUGUUAGACCCUGAAUUUAAAAUGGAUUAAAUUUAGAUUUUGUGUAACGGAUCUACACACAAUAACCCAUAAUGUCAAAGUGGAAUUUUGUUUUUAGAAUUUUUUAUACAUUAAUAAAAAAUGAUGUGCUGAAAUGUCUUGAGUCAUUAAGUAUUCAACCCCUUUGUUAUGGCAAGCAUAAAUCAGUUCAGGAAUAAAAGUUUGCUUAACAAGUCACAUACGGUUGAAGUCGGAAGUUUACAUACACUUAGGUUGGAGUCAUUAAAACUUGUUUUUCAACCACUACACACAUUUCUUGUUAACAAACUAUAGUUUUGGCAAGUCGGUUAGGACAUCUACUUUGUGCAUGACACAAGUAAUUUUUCCAACAGUUGUUUACAGACAGAUUAUUCAACUUAUAAUUCACUGUAUCACAAUUCCAGUGGUUCAGAUGUUUACAUACACUAAGUUGACUGUGCCUUUAAACAGCUUGGAAAAUUCCAGAAAAGGAUGUCAUGGCUUUAGAAGCUUCUGAUAGGCUAAUUGACAUCAUUUGAGUCAAUUGGAGGUGUACCUGUAGAUGUAUUUCAAGGCCUACCUUCAAACUCAGUGCUUCUUUGCUUGACAUCAUGGGAAAAUCAAAAGAAAUCAGCCAAGACCUCAGGGGGAAAAAUGUAGACCUCCACAAGUCUGGUUCGUCCUUGGGAGCAAUUUCCAAAUGCCUGAAGGUACCACGUUCAUCUGUACAAACAAUAGUACGCAAGUAUAAACACCAUGGGACCAUGCAGCCGUCAUACCGCUCAGGAAGGAGACAUGUUCUGUCUCCUAGAGAUGAACGUACUUCGGUGCGAAAAGUGCAAAUCAAUCCCAGAACAACAGCAAAGGACCUUGUGAAGAUGCUGGAGGAAACAGGUACAAAUUAUCUAUAUCCACAGUAAAACGAGUCCUAUAUCGACAUAACCUGAAAGGCCACUCAGUAAGGAAGAAGCCACUGCUCCAAAACCACCAUAAAAAAGCCAGACUACGGUUUGCAACUGCACAUGGGGACAAAGAUUGUACUUUUUGGAGAAAUGUCCUCUGGUCUGAUAAAACAAAAAUAGAACUGUUUGGUCAUAAUGACCAUCGUUAUGUUUGGAGGAAAAAGGGGAUGCUUGCAAGCCGAAGAACACCAUCCCAACCAUGAAGCACGGGGGUGGCAGCAUCAUGCUGUGGGGGUGCUUUGCUGCAGGAGGGACUUGUGCACUUCACAAAAUAGAUGGCAUCAUGAGGAAGGACAAUUUGGCAAAGAAAGGAACUUUUUGUUCUGAAUACAAUGUGUUGUUAGGGGCAAAUCCAACACUACACAUCACUGAGUACCACUCUUCAUAUUUUCAAGCAUGGUGGUGGCUGCAUCAUGUUAUGGGUAUACUUGUCAUUGGCAAGGACUGGGGAGUUUUUUAGGAUAAAAGGAAACAUAAUACAGCUAAGCACAGGCAAAAUCCUAGAGGAAAACCUGGUUCAGUCUGCUUUCCACCAGACACCGGGAGACAAAUUCACCUUCAGUAGGACAAUAACCUAAAACACAAGGCCAAAUGUACACUAGAGUUGCUUAUCAGGACGACAUUGAAUGUUCCUGAGUGGCCUAGUUACAGUUUUGACUUAAAUUGGCUUGAAAAUCUAUGGCAAGACUUGGAAAUGGCUGUCUAGCAAUGAUCAACAACCAACUUGACAGAGCUUUAAGAAUGUUUAAAAGACUAAUGGGCAAAUAUUGUACAAUCCAGGUGUGCAAAGCUUUUAGAGACUUACCCAGAAAGACUCACAGCUGUAAUCUCUGCCAAAGUUGAUUAUAACUUGUAUUGACUCAGGGGGUGAACUACCUAUCUAAUGAAGAUAUAUUAGUGUUUUAUUUUUCAUAAAAAAUGUAUUGUACAAUCUUAGCAUUUUUCUUCCACUUUGACAUUACAGAGUAUUGUGUGUGGAUCAUUGACAAAAAAUGACAGUCAAAUCAAUUUUAAUCCCACUUUAUAACAAAACAAAAUGUGUAAAAACUCAAGGGAUGUGAAUACUUUGUUAAGGCCCUGUAUAUAAUAUAUACCUUCAACUGCUCCUUGUCAAUAUGUUAUGUACCCACAGACAACACAUUACAGUGUUUAUUUGUGUUUUUGAAUCCAGACACAGAGCCCAUCAUAUCCCCAACAGUAUUCAGGGAGUGGUGGAGUGGCCCCUACUUUUGUCAAGGUAAUACAGGAUACAUCUUUACCCCCAUCUGGUGACUGAAUAUGGAACUAAAGCAUGGAUUUGUCUGGUUUGGAAAUAAAGGUUGAGUCAAAGGUUGAAUUGGACUUGGCCCUACAUACAUUCUAUGAAGGUUCCUUCCUACUUACAUCAGAACUGUGGACAGAGUUAUGAUCAUUGUCAUUCAACACAUGGAUUGACACCUGCUCUAGUUCCUCAUGAUUACGUAGGCAUAUGACAUAGCUUUCCAGUCAGAAGAUGAGAAAGGCCAUUGCCUUAAUUGCUGUCAGAGGUAAAAAUAUAUAUAUAUAAUAAAAAAGUAUUAUAAAUAUAUAUAUGUCAAAAGUGUUCUUGUCAGUUUGUUAAUGAUUGUGCCCUAAACAUGUGGGUACACACUCUUUGUGUAGAGGGCGAGGAGAGGAGAGGAGAGAGGUUAGGAGAGGAGGGGCUUGGUGGUGGUGGUAUGUGAGUCUCAGCAGCCAGCCAGUCACUUUGAUCCAGUUCUCUUCGUGUCCAGUGUCUCCACGAUGUCAGCACGAUCAAGGGUCAGUUGGUGGUUCUAGAGUGCCGUAUUCGUGGAACGCCACCACUGCAGGUUCUGUGGUAUCGCGAGGAAGAGCAGAUAGUGGACUCUGCUGACUUCCGCAUCCUCAGAAAGAGUGAGUGGCAGCAGUGCAUGGUGGCUCCAUCGGGGUUGGGAAAUACACACAGACCAAAAAUUACCUUUGACCCAAUAGGCACACACUGGUUGAAUCAACAUUGUUUCCACGUCAUUUCAAUGAAAUUACAUUGAACCAACAUGGAAUAGACAUUGAAUUGAUGUCUUUGCCCAGUGGGGAGGCACUAAAUAGAAAUUAUCUCUAAACGUUCUCCUUCUUUUUCAGAGGCUACUUCUGCAUCAGUGGCAGGUGAGUGGGAAAUCAUAUCAAAGGCCCACUGUUGGCUAUUGUUGAAGGGCACAUUUACCAGUGUCUUCCAUUAUAAAAUGACAUAACAUUAACAUGAUACAUUGGUGCUGGUAUUGGUGUGCCAUUCUCAUGUGUCCCCUACUCUCCUUCCUUCAUAGAGGAGCUGUGUACCCUUGUCAUCACCGAGGCAUUCCCAGAGGAUUCUGGGAUGUUCAAAUGUAUAGCAGGGAAUCCGUUCGGAACAGUAUCAUGCAACGCCAUACUGGAGGUGUACAUUGGUGAGCAGAGACUCGUUUCAGAACUGGUCAGACACACAAGACUACUUUUGUGCUUUUACUCAGCUUUCUUCAUCUGCUCUAAUCGACAUACAAUCCUGAAAUACAUUCUGACAGUGUGAUGUCUCUGUGUCCAGACCUGGAAGAGCAGAUGGAGAAUGAGCCACGCACGGAUGAGCAGCCCUUAGAGUCUACCAGGCUGGAACCUGAUGAAGUCCCCUCUUUACUGCAAGAAGUAGCAGCGAUUCCCCCUCCAGAGUGGCCCGAGAGCCCAGUCUGCGAGAUUGACCCCCCAUUGGAAGAACAGUGAGUUCAACUAUUCUAAUAUUCUGCAAAAACCCUAAAAUGGAAAGAUGAGGGGCCAGUAUGCUGUUCUGUGAGACAGUAUUAAUUUAUCAAAAUACCUAUCAAUAUGUAAAGUACUUUGGAGAAAUUAACAUAAAUGUAAUCUAUGAAAUGGCAGAGAUGCAGAGGUUCCCACGGGGGGGCAGUAGUAAAAAAAUGCUCUGGAUAAGAGCGUCUGCUGAAUGACUAAAAUGUAAAUGUCAGGAAAAUAUUUCCCUACUGUCAAUUCGAUUCAACUGCCACAAGAGGGGACUAUUUCCUUGUUUUGAAGUUGCAGGUAGGCUGCCAUAGUUUGAAAGGUUUUAUGAUCUAAUUCUCAGUGUCCAUUCAUUAAUUACGGUAAGAGAGUACUCAAUUAAGACAGGUAUUACAGCGCUGCUGAUUGUUUGGUUUGUAGAUGUGUUUGAUUAUCAUCUGAUUGUAAUAACAGGGAGGGGCUUAUUUAGCCUAUUUGUCCUUAAUUUUGAUUGGAAACAAAUGCAAGGAACGCAUUUUAUACCAUGUUAUUAAAUAGCACUAUUAUAGAUGAUUGUGUGUAGGCUAGAGAGGCACACCGAAUGGGGGCGACUGUGACAUGUAAAAUUAAAAUAAAGGCAGGUCAGGUUAUGGUGUCGGAAAUGAGGGGUAGCAGCACAGCCGUGCUCUGAAAUCAGCUGAGAGUCGCGUGCACGUCAUUCUGCAUACUUGACGUGGGGGUACACAAUCUAUACAGACCUUUUGCUCUCCGACUCAAAUCAGAAACAAUCAACUCUCUGUGGUUCAGCCUAUAUUGAAGUUGAAAUAUUGAGACUUUUAGUCUAGUAACUUUUAUCCAGGUAAGCUUAAUGCAUUAUUGUUAGAUUUUUUUAAAUGUUCUUCUAUCACUCAAUUGGUGAUACAUUUGUCACAGGUGCAACUGAUUAUAAAAGUUUGUCUAAUUGAUUUGUUUUUCUAUUUAAAUGUAUAUAUCGAAAUAUGUGUGAGUGUGUAGAAUCUUCUAAUAUGCACUGUGGUCAUUUUCUAAAUGGGUAAAUGCAAAUUGUAUUUUUAAUUGGAUGUUACAGUACUGACAUUUCUGCAUGACAUAUCAGUGACUCAGUGAGUUGGUUAAAUUGUGUUUUUGAAGGUCUGUGGCUGUGCUGUGUAGUGUCAAAGUGAUACCUCUAUAGCAAUUUGUAGUAGGCUAAAGAGUAAUAGUGCUCUGUAGAGACCCCAAGCAUUGUCUAAUGUAUUUAAGUGUGCAUACCAAAGCUAGUCCAAUAUGUACUCUUAAGGAGCCUAAUGUUACCGUUACUCCUUAAGGUCCAAGGACCUUAUACUACAUGACACCCGAACAUCUCAUUCCAAAAUCAUGGGCAUUAAUAUGGAGUUGGUCCCCCCCUUUGCUGCUAUAGCCGCCUCCUGUUUUGGGAAGGCUUUCCACUAGAUGUUGGAACAUUGCUGCAGGGACUUACUUCCAUUCAGCCACAAGCAUUAGUGAGGUCGGGCACUGAUGUUGGGCACUUAGGCCUGGCUCGCAGUCGGCGUUCCAAUUCAUCCCAAAGGUGUUCGAUGGGGUUGAGGUCAGUCUCUGUGCAGGCCAGCCAAGUUCUUCCACACCGAUCUCGACAAACUAUUUCUGUAUGAACCUCGCUUUGUGCACAGGGGCAUUGUCAUGCUGAAACAGGAAAGGGCCUUCCACAAACUGUUGCCACAAAGUUUGAAUCACAGAAUCGUCUAGAAUGUAAUUAUAUGCUGUAGUGUUAAGAUUUCCCUUCACUGGAACAAAGGGGCCUAGCCCGAACGAUGAAAAUCAGCCCCAGACCAUUAUUCCUCCUCCACCAAACUUUACAGUUGGCACUAUACAUUGAGGCAGGUAUCGUUCUCCUAGCAUCCGCCAAACCCAGAUUCAUCGGACUGCCAGAUGGUGAAGCGUGAUUCAUCACUCCAGAUAAUGCGUUUCCACUGCUCCAGAGUCCAAUGGCGGCAAGCUUUACACCACUCCAGCCGACGCUUGGCAUUGUGCAUGGUGAUCUUAGGCUUGUGUGCGGCUGCUCGGUCAUGGAAACCCAUUUCAUGAAGUUCCAGACGAACAGUUAUUGUAAUGACGUUGCUUCCAGAGGCAGUUUGGAACUCGGUAGUGCAACCGAGGACAGACGAUUUUUACGAGCUACACGCUUCUGCACUCAGUGAUCCCGUUCUGUGAGCUUGUGUGGCCUACCACUUUGGGGCUGAGCUGUUGUUGCUCCUAGAUGUUUCCACUUCACAAUAAUGGCACUUACAUUUGACUGGGGCAGCUCUAGCAGGGCAGACAUUUGACGAACUGACUUGUUGGAAAGGUGGCAUCCUAUGAUGGUGCCACGUUGAAAGUCACUGAGUUCUUCAGUAAGACCAUUCCAAUCCCCCAUGUUAUAUAUAUAUAUAACGUCAGGGGAAAAAAGCAUUUGAUCCCCUGCUGAUUUUGUACGUUUGCCCACUGACAAAGAAAUUAUCAGUCUAUAAUUUUAAUGGUAGGUUUAUUUGAACAGUGAGAGACAGAAUUACAACAACAAUAUCCAGAAAAACGCAUGUCAAAAAUGUAAUAAAUUGAUUUGCAUUUUAAUGAGGGAAAUAAGUAUUUGACCCCCUCUCAAUCAGAAAGAUUUCUGGCUCCCAGGUGUCUUUUAUACAGGUAACGAGCUGAGAUUAGGAGCACACUCUUAAAGGGAGUGCUCCUAAUCUCAGCUUGUUACCUGUAUAAAAGACACCUGUCCACAGAAGCAAUCAAUCAGAUUCCAAACUCUCCACCAUGGCCAAGACCAAAGAGCUCUCCAAGGAUGUCAGGGACAAGAUUGUAGACCUACACAAGGCUGGAAUGGGCUACAAGACCAUCGCCAAGCAGCUUGGUGAGACGGUGACAACAGUUGGUGCGAUUAUUCGCAAAUGGAAGAAACACAAAAUAACUGUCAAUCUCCCUCGGCCUGGGGCUCCAUGCAAGAUCUCACCUCGUGGAGUUGCAAUGAUCAUGAGAACGGUGAGGUAUCAGCCCAGAACUACACAGGAGGAUCUUGUCAAUGAUCUCAAGGCAGCUGGGACCAUAGUCACCAAGAAAACAAUUGGUAACACACUACGGCGUGAAGGACUGAAAUCCUGCAGCGCCCGCAAGGUCCCCCUGCUCAAGAAAGCACAUAUACAGGGCCGUCUGAAGUUUGCCAAUGAACAUCUGAAUGAUUCAGAUCUCGCUGUGUUUGGAGGAGGAGGAAUGCUGCCUAUGACCCCAAGAACACCAUCCCCACCGUCAAACAUGGAGGUGGAAACAUUAUGCUUUGGGGGUGUUUUUCUGCUAAGGGGAUAGGACAUCUUCACCGCAUCAAAGGGACGAUGGACGGGGCCAUGUACCAUCAAAUCUUGGGUGAGAACCUCCUUCCCUCAGCCAGGGCAUUGAAAAUGGGUCGUGGAUGGGUAUUCCAGCAUGACAAUGACCCAAAACACACAGCCAAGGCAACAAAGAAGUGGCUCAAGAAGAAGCACAUUAAGGUCCUGGAGUGGCCUAGCCAGUCUCCAGACCUUAAUCCCAUAGAAAAUCUGUGGAGGGAGCUGAAGGUUCGAGUUACCAAACGUCAGCCUCGAAACCUUAAUGACUUGGAGAAGAUCUGCAAAGAGGAGUGGAACAAAAUCCCUCCUGAGAUGUGUGCAAACCUGGUGGCCAACUACAAGAAACGUCUGACCUCUGUGAUUGCCAACAAGGGUUUUGCCACCAAGUACUAACUCAUGUUUUGCAGAGGGGUCAAAUACUUAUUUCCCUCAUUAAAAUGCAAAUCAAUUUAUAACAUUUUUGACAUGCGUUUUUUCUGGAUUCUUUUGUUGUUAUUCUGUCUCUCACUGUUCAAGUAAACCUACCAUUAAAAUUAUAGACUGAUCAUGUCUUUGUCAGUGGGUAAACGUACAAAAUCAGCAGGGGAUCAAAUACUUUUUUCCCCUCACUGUAUAUAUAUAUAUAUAUAUAUAUAUAUAUACAUAUACAUACAUACAUACAUACAUACAUAUCCUUAAAAAAUAUAUAUUCCCCUUUAUUACUUUCCAACCCCGCCACCCUUUCCCUACUUGGAGUAAACUAGUGAACAACAAUGCUUAGCCCUCUACUUCCAGCUUAUACUUACUAUCUACAUUUUAUGGACACAGUCAAUUUUACAAUAAUUAUAUUUUGUUAGUUUUUUUCUCCUGAACAUCUUCUACUCUCAACCUCUCCGAUCAUUUUCAUGAUGUCCAUCCGGUUUGCUUCUAUAUGCCAUAUCUUUCUAACUGUGCUCUUUCACAAAAUACUUAUUAUGGACACAGUAUGCUUACAUUAUUAGUUAUCUUGUUAUUAUUUGUUGUUAGUUAUUAGUUCUACUGCCAAUGUUUGUCUCUGGAGAUCGCAUAGCUGUGUGCUCGAUUUUAUACACCUGUCAGCAACGGGUGUGGCUGAAAUAGCCAAAUCCACUAAUUUGUGUCCACAUACUUUUGAAUAUAUAGUGUAUGUUAUUUUCAAAGGUAGACUGGCUCUGGCAGCCAAAUACUCUAUCUAAACGUGAAUUGAUUCUUAAUUGCGAUACGGUUCUAGAAACAGAAAGCCCUUUAUUUUCAUAUCACAUCAAAAUAAUUUCACAAAUGCAAAAUACACACUUAUUUUAACCGGUUUUAUCACAGUUGCAGCCGACAGUAUUUUUCAGUGACAUGUUUCUGGCAGCCUUCCUUUACACACAGGUGUUCAGAGCAUGCUAAUUAGCACAGGUGGUCCCUCUUCGGUAAACACGCACUGUAACUUGGAGAUAUGGCAGUGUGGGAACACUAACCAUAUAAAGGUGUGUAUCAAUUUACCGUUUUAGUUUUUUGAAAUGUGUUUUUCUGAUAUGAAAAAUAAGGUCCUUAUGCUUCCAAAACCAUACUGCAAGCCAUGAGUGUUAAUGUUCAGACCCAGGCUUUUAACAAAAAUCCCCCGUACAGAAGACGCCUUAGUCCAAUGACUCUUAUGUGUAAUGGAACAGAGUCGUGAUCGAGGGCUAACCAAAGUGUACAAGGCACUUGGUGCUGCUCCUUAGUGAAUGUGGAAUUUGAUUCCUUAGUAAAUUCUUUUAGAAAUGUGUUUUAAAGCCUGAGUGAGUUGUGGUUUGAGUUAAGGCUAUUCUCACAUUUCUGUUAGUUUGGAUAUGCUAGGAAUACUUGAAUACCCUCCUAGUUUAUAGCAAGGGCACAUUGUGUUAGUGGUGUAGUUGGUUCACUAAGCUAUAAAUCCCCAAAUAUACUGUAUUGACUCUAGCCUUUUCCCUAAGAUUCUGAGAGUAAAUUUAGCUGAGACUAUGUUGAUCUGUGAUUAGGUUUGCAUUAUGUCCACAAAAAAUAAAAAAUAAAAAUAACAGUCCGCUCUUCUACAUUGGACUCGCUACCUGUCCUAUCAAUCAACAUAACUCUCACUCUUUACUUUAUUGAUUCCCCUCAAAAUGGAAAGAAUUUGAAUGUCAGUGAGGGAGAUCCCUUUUUCCACAAGAGGAAAACUGGCUGCUUUCCAGGCAGUCACACAAAGCUCUGAAAGGACCAGAGCACUCAAUAGCAUAUUCCAGUGUCCCCUUUCUGUUAGAUCACAGUCAUACCAUUCCACUGUUCCCAAAGGGGAGGGAGGGCUUAUUCAGUUGGAACUAUUAGAGUUUCAGAUCAUGUGCAGUCUGCAGAGCUGGUAAGACUUGUUAUUCUACAAGUCAGACAAUCAAAUCUGUUUGAUUAUGUAUUUCUUUCUGAAUUGUCUUUAGCAUUGUGAGUAGAAAUUAGUAGUAUGGGUUAGACCCUGCGUGAAUCUGUUGACGGUGGUUGGGAUUUGAAAUGCUCGUCACAGUAUUGGCCGAGGGUGUCGGGGUUAGCUAUAAAUUAACUGCACCUGCCAGCUAAUGUCAGUCAACACUACAGGCUCCUGAUUUAGCCCCUCAAACUUUAAUAGCUACAUACGGCAACGUGUGUCCGCUACUCUUGUAGGUCAUGUGGACAGUGUUUGUGUUCAAGUAAUUUUUCCUUUCAGUGAGUAAGGCAAGCCAAAACAUACAGCACAUUAAACUUUUUAUGGUGAAUUUACUCAGACUAUUUACUAUGCAAAAAGGGGCACUCAACAUGCAUGGAUCCACCUUCAAGGCUGAGCAUGGGUAUAACAAUUUUACUGUAGGAAGGAAUGUUGUUUCUAUGGUCACCAUUUAUCCAGUUGACUUGAGUAAUGCAAAUUUAAGUUACCAAAGUGUUUUUCCUUGCAGGUCUCUAGAGCCUGCACUGCAGCCACCUAGUAAAACCCUAGAGGAGCCGUUCAGUCCGAGUGAAAAGAGGAUUCACUGCUCAGAGGGCCAGAGGUCACCUGAAGCCCGCACGCCCACCCCACCCCCGCCGGCUGUGGAAAGAAAAACUACCCCCAAACUGUUCACUCCCAGCAAGCCCAGCUUCCAGAACUCAGGAGACUCUGGAGGCAGCAGUAUGAGCAGCAGUGUGGCCGACCUGCCCACCUUCACCCCGAGCCUCUUUGCCCCCAGCGCCUUCAACUAUGCACGGCCACGCCAGUUUAUCCAGUCCCAGCCGGCCUUCCAGGCCCCCAGCUACGACGUCGCCCAGGCUCUGCCUCAGCCCAACGGGAACAGUAGCAAGGCCUCUCCCUCCUCCUCCAAUCUGAGCUCCCCCAUUUCCACCCCUGCAUUCUCACAGCCGACGGUUUUCCCCCGUGACCCUCCUCCUCACUCCGCUGCUGCCCAGCCCAUGUCCUCCUCCCGCGCCCCCAUGCGCUCCACUAUCACCCUCACCCCCAGGGUCCCCAGUGCUAACACCAGUGUCAGUGUCCCAGCCCCAUCUGAGCCCAAGCCCCAGUCCUCUUCGGCUGCCUUCCUCUGCUCUGUCCUGCCCUCUCAGUCCACCCCACAGUACAAGCCUGCUCCCAUGUCUGUUCCCCAGCCUCUAUCACCAGCUCGCUCCCCACACUCCUCCAACCCUCCCAGCCCCCUGCCCAAGGCCCGCUCUGAUGCCCCCCUGCACAUGGCUCUCCCUACUCACAGCCUGCCUAUGAGUCAGUCUCCCCACUCCCUAACUCCCACCACAGUUUCCAUGCCACAGCCCUCCUUUCCUCCUCCCUCAUGCGUGUCUCUGCCUCUUAGCUACGGAGGGACCCCAAACAUGUGAGUUUCUGUAUUUUGAAACUGUGAAUAAUAUGUCUAAAUCAGCUAGUAUGUAAUAGCCAUUCACCAUACACUGAGUAUACCAAUAAUUAGGACCCCCCCAUUAGGAACUCUACAAGAUGUCGAAAGCGUUCCACAGGGAUGCUGGCCCAUGUUGACUCCAAUGCUUCCCACAGUUGUCAAAUUUGCUGGAUGUCCUUUGGGUGGUGGACCAUUCUUGAUACACACAGGGAACAGUUGAGUGUGAAAAACCCAGCAGCUUUGCAGUUCUUGGCACAAACUACCAUACCCGUUCAAAGGCACUUAAAUCUUUUGUCUUGCCCAUUCACCCUCUGAAUGGCACACACAAACAAUCCAUGUCUCAAGGUUUAAAAAUACUUAUUUAACCUGUCUCCUCCCCUUCAUCUACACUGAUUUGAGGUGGAUUUAACAAGUUACAACAAUAAGGGAUCAUAGCUUUCACCUGGUCAGUCGAUGUCCUGGAAAGAGCAAGUGUUCUUAAUGUUUUGUACACUCAUUAAUGGUCGAUUAAUAUUCUGGCUGUCUUUCCCUCUCCAGACUUCCCAAACUCAUCCUGAAGAAGGCCCCUGUCCCUCAGCCAGUGUCCCACAACUCGGAUGAGCAGAUCCAGGGUUCCAAGGACGCCCUGAUCCAGGAUCUGGAGAAGAAGCUACGCACCAAAGAGGCCCGCAGGAGAAAUAGCCAGGUAUCCAUUAUAAUGAACUGACCCGGAGUCAGUGGGCAGCGAUGUGUUUGUCAUUUUUGUGUGGAUAUACUGUAUGUACGGAUGUGGAUACAGAAAUGUAUAAUAUACUGUAUGUUGUGAUGUGAGUUAAGACAGAUGUUAUAAUCUAAAUGUUGUCUUAGUUUAUUCCCAAACCACAUUAAAUAAGUGCUUUUUUACAACUGCUUGUUUACUCCAAUACCACAUGAAUGCUGUACAAGAAAAUGUGGUUCCCAUUUUGAUUUGAACCCAUACAUCAUCAGCCAUUUGAUAUCACAAUGUGGCAACUAUGCAAGAGGGAAAUAUGGAUUCAUAAUGUGUCAUCCCCUUGUAGCCUCAAGGACAUGCAAUAUUCUUGAUGCCAUGUGCAUCAAGAGUGAUUCUGAACUUUGAAUAGAUGGCUUCAGUAGAACCCAACUUCCAAUUAAUAGAGGCUUCAGUGGAAUCACUGGGACUUAGUGGACCAGUGUACUAUGAUCAACACACGGCAGCUGUUGUGUUGAAGUAGACCCAAUAACAUUGGAGGCUGCUCUAUGGACAGACCUACUGGCACAGCCGGUCCCAAUUCACUCCCUACCCCUUCCACCUUAUCCAUAAACCUUCGAUGUUUGCAGUUCUGAAUAGAUAUAGCAGUUCAGUGUUGGAGCUUCCAUCAUAUUGCUUCCAAUGAGUAAGUUGGGACCAUAGACUUAGAUGGACAACUCAUCUUUGUAUAUGUCCCAUUAUGGCAUCUAUGAGAGCACAGACAGUGCCAUUAAGGCCAUCUCCAUUUUGAAGUAGUACAUUUUCUUCCUCUACUACGUCUAUGAGUUUGUAAACAAACGGAAAGGGUGCAUACUACCACCUGGAGUGUGGUGUUUGAACAGGUAUAAAGCCAAGGUUGGUGAUUUACUGCCACCUGCAGUUAUGGAAUGUUUUCUCACAAGUAUAAUUCAUUGGCUGAUCCCUCCUGAUGACCUGGAUGGAAUUAUGUGAUCCUUCCUUAACCUAUAGGAUUUCACACCGAAUUGAGUACUUCAAAAUGGUGAAAGUUCUCAAUGGUGUUUCCCAUGCUAAAACAGGCUUUUGGGCACGAGUUGUCUAUCUAAGUCUAUGAUUGGGGCUUACUGGCCCGCUGCAGUAUACUGGCUCACCAUUGGCUGGUUUACGGGUACUAUAUAGUAUACUGGUGUAACCGGAGGGAUUUGAACCCGGGUCUCCCACGGGAGAAACCAAGGUCUUGACCUUUAGAACAAGAGGAAAUUCCCUGUUUGGCCGACACUGACUUUGAAGUCUUAGUCGGGGCUACCUCAUUAUGUCCGCUACACUGGCUGGCUAUUGGCUGGUUUACUGGUACUAAACAUAAUACUGGCUCACCAUUGGCUAGUUUAAUGGUACUAGUAUACUGGCUGACCAUUGGCUGGUUUCCUGUUUGUCCCCUGACAGAAGUUGUCAUAUGAGGAGCGCAUGGCUCGACGGUUGCUGGGUCCAGAUAACGCUGCCUCUGUCUUUGACUUUGAGAAUUCCUCCGACUCACAACUCGACCAGGUAUAAUCUACUCAUAUCCCUUCUAUAUCAUCUAUUACAGCCCAUUUGAUUUGCAGGAAGUUCUUUUUAGGAGGUACAAUACACUUAGCUCAAGUCAUUGUAUUUCAAGGAUCCAUGCUUUUGCCAUGUUACUGUAUGUCUUUGAUGUUCUGCUAAUACAGAGCAUAAGUUUGUCAGGCUUGGAGCCGCUGUUACUAAUACUAUGUGAGGUUUAGAUGGGAUGUUCCCUGUACUGUGUGUGACUAGUCCCCUGUCAUUGUCCAUCAGCCCUCAAUCCUCCUCACACAAUGGGAUUGGGCUCCGGCUCUGUUGUCCUCAUCAGUCACAAGAGAUAACACCACAGCCAAUCCACAGCCCUCUUCUAAGAAUGCUGCUAGAAAUAGCAGGUGUGAAGACUGUGCCAAAGCAGCAUUCUCCCAGGGAUAUGUAGUGUAGGAUGCCAGAAAGAGACCACACACAAUGGUACAACACGUGUGUCCACAGCACAGGCUUAGCCCCUAGCCCCCUACACUAUUCCAUUUACAUUUUACAUUUUAGUCAUUUAGCAGACGCUCUUAUCCAGAGCGACUUACAGGAGCAAUUAGGGUUAAGUGCCUUGCUUAAGGGCACAUCGACAGAUUUUUCACCUAGUCGGCUCGGGGAUUAGAACCAGCGACCUUUCGGUUACUGGCACAACGCUCUUACCCACUAAGCUACCUGCCCCCCCAUCCAGCCACCCCUAUUGCCCUAGGCUCCUGAGUGGAUCAGCGGUCUAAGGCACUGCAUCGCAGUGCUAGAGGCGUCACUACAAAUCCGGGUUCGAUCCCGGGCUGUAUCACAACCGGCCGUGAUCGGGAGUCCCAUAGGGCGGCGCACAAUUGGCCUAGCGUCAUCCGGGUUAUGGGAGGGUUUGGCCGGGGGGGGCUUUACUUGGCUUAUCACGCUCUAGCGACUCCUUGUGGCGGGCCGGGUGCCUGCAGGCUGACUUCGGUCGUCAGGUGAACAGUGUUUCCUCCAACACAUUGGUGCGGCUGGCUUCCGGGUUAAGCAGGCGGGUGUUAAGAAGCGCGGUUUGGCGGGGUCAUGUUUCGGAGGACGCAUGACUCGACCUUCACCUCCCGAGCACGUUGGGGAGUUGCAGCGAUGAGACAAGAUUGAAAAAGGGGGUAAAAUACAAAAAAAUAAAAACAAUGGGUGAGCUUUAGUGUUGGCUAGUGUACAGGCAGUGAUGAAUCACUCUAUAUACAGUAUGUGAAUGCUUUUACACAUGGCAAAAUUGUAAUUCCCAAAUCUCUCUGUCCUCUAUCUUGCAGCGAGAAUCACCAGAGGGACGUAACACCGGAGGAAUAUGGUACAUUUCACCAACGGUCGGCAAAAGCAUGUGCAUACAUUUAUAAUGCUUGACAUUUUUGUAAUUUGGCAGACGCUCUUAUCCAGAGCGACUUACAAUAGUGCAUUCAUCUUAAAGGAGUAGUUCACUAUUUUACAACUUGACGUUAGAUGGUUCCUCGCCCUGAAAGUAGUCUAUGGGCCAGGAGAAACUGUAAUCCUGGUUCAGUUUUCUUUAAACCGCCACUACAAACUUUAGCUAACCUUAGCCACUGCAACCAAUCCACCGCAAUUAAUGGAAGUGAUGUGGGCAUGUUUUUUUCUUUUUUUAUGGCCAAAUCACCUUUAAGUAACAUCAAACCAAAUAUCGAGUUGAUUUGAAUUGAUUUCGGGUGAUUUGGACAUAAUUUUUUUAAAAACAUGACCCGAUCAAUUCCAUUGAUUGUUAGCUUGUGGUGGCAAAGGUUAGCUGAAGUUUGUAGUGGAUGUUUAAAGAACUGAAUCAUGGAUUACAGUUUCUCUUGGCCCAUAGACUACUUUCAGGGUGAGGAACCGUCUAACAUCAAGUUGUAAAAUAGUGAACUACUCCUUUAAGAUAUCUAGGUGACAUAUUUAAAAUACUUAUUUAAGAGGUAGGGUUUCAGACCUUUUCGAAAGAUGGGCAGGGACUCUGCUGUCCUGACUUUAGGUGGACGCUUGUUCCACAGAGAAGAGCUUUGACUGGUCUGAGCGGGAGCUUCCCCUGAGCGGGAGGGCAAAGAGACCAGAGGUGGCAGAAAGGAGUGCUCGGGUUGGGGUGUUGGGUUUGAGCAUAGCCUGACCCAUAGGCAAGCACCAGAGUCUUGAAGAUGAUGUGAGCUUCGACUGGAAGCCAGUGGAGUGUGCGGCGGCGAGGGGUGACCUGGGAGAACUUGGGAAUGUUGAACACCAAAAUAGUUUUGCUUGUACCGAAUGUGUACCGCAUUACAUAAUAAAGCCAUAGAUGAGGAGACCAGAAAGAGGGGCAGAGUGCUCCACGUGAGGGUGAAUGAGACCUGAGGCUUGGGGCUGGGUAGCGGGUUGUCUGAUCCAGGUUGAGUUUCCUGGCGCUGCCGUGUGUUUGUGUACCGUUUCCACUGCCUACCACAGGCUCCGGUUCCCCCCGGCCAUGCUGUAAGCGAGACAAUAAUAGACCAUGUACUGAGUGAGCUGACAUGUCUCCCAGUCUCUAUGGCUAUGAUGUCUUCCUUACUGAUGUUUCCUGGGAUUGCCUUGUCUUCCCAUUAUGAUGCACAGUCGGAAGGUGAAGGGCACAUGCUGUGCUACAUGAAGUGAGUUGGCUUAGAAUCCAUGUUGGCCAUUUGUUUAUGUCAAUGUUAAUGGGGUUUUCUGUACCGACGGUCAGCAUGAAUGGAGAUGCAGCAUUUGACGCUGUUGUCAAUUAAUUCAAUUUGCUCUGUGAACCUGAAAAGACGAGAAGAGCAAGCUCUUUUGUCUGCAUGGAAACUCACUCAUUCGAAGUCAGCCAUCGGAGCAGCUAUGAAUGAGAGCUCCUCUGUUCCUACCCCCUCCCUCUUCCUCUCUCACGUUCUCCUCACUAUCACUUUCUCCACACUCUUUUCUAGGGGAAAGCACCACUCUGGUACUGAUGGCAACGAGGGCUCGGCCAUCCAGGAGAAGUGCUACGCCCCCCGCUUCAUCCAGGUCCCCCAGGACCUUACAGUGGAGGAGGGCAGGUUCUGCAGGAUCGACUUCAAGGUACAGCACUGGAUAAGCAGUAAUCGGUUUAGUCAUGCAUGUUAAUCAAAUACAUUAUGUACAGUGCCUUGCAAAAGUAUCCAUCCCCCUUGGCAUUUUUCCUAUUUUGUUGCAUUACAACCUGUAAUUUAAAUGGAUGUGUAUUUGGAUUUCAUGUAAAGUGAAAUGAAAGAAAUUACUUAUAAAAAAUAAAUAACGGAAAAGUGGUGUGUGCAUAUGUAUUCACCCCCUUUGCUAUUAAGCCCCUAAAUAAUAUCUUGUUCAACCAAUUACCUUCAGAACUAACAUAAGUAGUUAAAUAAAGUCCACCUGUGUGCAAUCUAAGUGUCACAUGAUCUCAGAAUAUAUACACCUGUUCUGAAAGGCCCCAGAGUCUGCAACACCACUAAGCAAGGGGCACCACCAAGCAAGCGGCACCAUGAAGACCAAGGAGCUCUCCAAACAGCUCAGGGACAAAGUUGUUGAGAAAUACAGAUCAGGGUUGGGUUAUAAAAAAAUAUCCGAAACGUUGAACAUCCCACGGAGCACCAUUUAAAUCCAUUAUUCAAAAAUGGAAAGAAUAUGGCACCACGACAAACAUGUAAAGAGAGGGCCGCCCACCAAAACUCACGGACCAGGCAAGGAGGGCAUUAAUCAGAGCGGCAACAAAGAGACCAAAGAUAACCCUGAAGGAGCUGCAAAGCUCCACAGCGGAGAUUGGAGUAUCUAUCCAUAGGACCACUUUAAGUCGUACACUCAACAGAGCUGGGCUUUACGGAAGAGUGGCCAGAAAAAAGCCAUUGCUUAAAGAAAAAAAGAAGCAAACACGUUGGUGUUCGCCAAAAGCCAUGUGGAAGACUCCCAAAACAUAUAUGGAAGAAGGUACUCUGGUCAGAUGAGACUAAAAUUGAACUUUUUGGCCAUCAAGGAAAACGCUAUGUCUGGCGCAAACCCAACACCUCAUCACCCCGAGAACACCAUCCAUCUUUCAUUGGCAGGGACUGGGAAACAGGUCAGAAUUUGAAGGAAUGAUGGAUGGCGCUAAAUACAGGGAAAUUCUUGAGGGGAAACCUGUUUCAGUCUUCCAGAGAUUUGAGACUGGGACGGAGGUUCACCUUCCAGCAGGACAAUGACCCUAAGCAUACUGCUAAAGCAACACUCAAGUGGUUUAAGGGGAAACAUUUAAAAUGUAUUGGAAUGGCCUAGUCAAAGGCCAGACCUCAAUCCAAUUGAGAAUCUGUGGUAUGACUUAAAGAUUGCUGUACAGCAGGGGAACCCAUCCAACUUGAAGGAGCUGGAGCAGUUUUGCCUUGAAGAAUGGGCAAAUAUCCCAGUGGCUAGAUGUGCCAAGCUUAUAGAGACACACCCCAAGAGACUUGCAGCUGUAAUUGCUGCAAAAGGUGGCUCUACAAAGUGUUGACUUUUGGGGGGGGCGAAUAGUUAUUCACGCUCAAGUUUUCUGUUUCUUUGUCUUAUUUCUUGUUUGUUUCACAAUAAAAAAUAUUUUGCAUCUUCAAAGUGGUAGGCAUGUUGUGGAAAUCAAAUGAUACAAACCCCCCCAAAAAUCCAUUUUAAUUCCAGGUUGUAAGGCAACAAAAUAGGAAAAAUGCCAAGGGGGGUGAAUACUUUCGCAAGCCACUGUAGCUAGCAUUCAACAUUUACAGCUGGGAUCCAUUUCCUAUGUAGGAACUUAUUGCUAAGGUAUCUUCUGUAAAGACCUCGUUAAACUUUGACACGGACUCAUGCAACAAUUUAUUCAAGUGUAUUGUAAUUAAAGCCUCUGGAGUCCAAACAUGAAACCCAAUAUCACAUCUGGACAGAAUAACCAGGUUGUUAAAAGCUACCUUGUACUCUCCUCCCCCCUCAUCCACUUCCUCCUCUGAGCUAUCACACCCCUACUCAGGGUCCCUGCACUAAGCCCCCUAUGACCUCCUAGUCCACACUCUACCUGGGUCACUCGCUCAUCAAGGCUGUGUCCAGGGUUGUAUUUAUUAGCACACACUGUAGGAAAACAUAUUGCAACAAAUUGUUUCCAUUUUCUUCUGUUUGUUGGACAAAUACACCCCUGGCUGUGUCCUCAGGUGGGAGGUUUGCCCACCCCAGACGUGGCCUGGUACCUGGACGGGAAGGCCAUUCGCCCGGAUGACUACCACAAGAUGCUGGUGUGUGAGAAGGGCAUGCACUCCUUCAUCAUUGAGAUCGUUACUGUGCACCAUGCCGGUGUCUACGAGUGUAUUGCCAGGAACCGCGCUGGGGAGAACCGCUUCUCCAUAAAACUGGAGGUUAUCGGUAAGGGCUAUUUUGACUACUGUAUUCUGUCAAAUAAUCUCUUAGCAAUGAUGCUCUAACACUGCUUCACCCCCUCUCCUCUUCAGCUCAGGAGGUGCUUCGCCCCCCCACCUUUGUCCAGAAGAUGAUGAACUCUCGUGCCCUGGAGGGAGACACAGUGAGGUUAGAGUGUAAGGUGGCUGCCUCCCCUCCACCAAAGCUCUUCUGGAAGAAGGACAAAGAAAUGAUGCGCAUUGACCCCACCAGGAUGAGGUGGGUGGAGCUUCAAUUCCAAGUUUGAAUCCUCUCCGAAGGAGAAAUACUCACAGUAGAGAUUGUAAUUUCUGUUAGCUGACUUGAAUCUAGCUGAACUGUGUUUGUUAAUCAGCUGAUUUAGCUUUGCUAGUUAAGGUGAACCUCUGUUAGCUAUAAGUGAGAGGUAUUAGCUGUGAGCGGGGCCGUUGAUUCCAUAAGGGAGUAACCCAGGCCUGGUGUGUCUUCCAGCCUUUACCAGGAUGGCACUGGAAGUCAGUGCCUGCUCAUUGAGAGGCUGGUAAAAUCUGAUGCAGGCUGGUACACCCUGUCUGCCAUCAACGAGGCCGGCAUGUCUACCUGCAACGCCAGACUGGACGUAGGAAGUAAGUGGACCGUUUGUGCGCAUGUGUGUGUGUCUGUGCUUAUCACACCACACAGUGUUUAGUUAAGAGAUCUAAUUGGCUGAUCCCUGUCCAUUACCUAUUACUGUAUGUGUUUCAAGAAUUAAACUCAUAAACACCACAUAAAUGCUGUGCCCAUCAACCUCCUGUGGCCCUUCACAGCUAAUAGUGUGCUGACAUCUGCACUAGUGGGACAAAGGCAGGGAUUACCACACUGUUACAUCAGAGAGACAGACAACGCUGUAACCUUGCACUCAGAAUGUCCGCUAUGACAGGGCAUUGAAAUGUCAACGGCAUACUACACUACUGUACUAUACACAGUGGUGGGAGAAGUACCCAACUGUCAAGUAAAAGUAAAGAUAAUAGAAAAUGAAAAGUGAGUCACCCAGUAAAAUACUACUUGUGUAAAAGUCAAAAAAUAUUUGGUUUUAAAUAUGCUUAAGUAUCAAAUUUAAAUGUAAUUGUUAAAAUAUAGUUAAGUAUCAAAAGUAAAAGUAUAAAUCAUUUCAAAUUCCUUAUAUUAAGCAAACCAGAGAGCAGUGUUUUUUAUUUAUUUAGGGAUCGCCAUGGGCACACCGACACUCACAAAUUAAGCAUUUGUGUUUAGUGAUUCCGCCAGAUCGGAGGCAGUAGGGAUGACCAGGGAUGUACUCUUGAUAAAUGUGUGAAUUGGACCAUUUUCCUGUCCUGCUAAGCAUUCAAAAUGUAAUGAGUACUUUUGGGUGUCAAGGAAAAUGUAUGAAGUAAAAAGUACAUUAUUUUCAUUUGGAAUGUAGUGAAGUAAAAGUUGUCAAACAUAAAUGGUAAAGUACAGAUGCAACUUAAGUAGUACUUUAAAUUAUUUUUACUUAAGUACUUUACACCACUAAAUGACCAGUGUUGUACUGUAGCAGCAACGGGAAAUGGUCUGUUACUCAAUAUUUGUAGUACUUUCUGCUGUUACAAUGGAGAGGGACCAAUUUCCUGUCAUUUCUCCCGCCGUCCUGCAAAUACAGUAGUUGUAUCAUUACAAGGCUAGGAAAAUGAGGGGCCGCUGUAUUCAUUGUGCCUGGCUGGCUAUUACAUUUCUCCUCGAUCACAUAACAUGCCAUCUGUUACACGGACCGAGAGCAGCCAUAUUGAGUUUUACCUCUAUUCAGCCUAGCUAGCUGAAGAAGUAAAGUCUGCAAUUGAUCGGUGAGAGAGAGUGCAUAUACUUGCUCUGUCCUCUCAGCGCAGGGUUACUAAAUGGAAAAACUGACUCUUCUUUAUUCGUAUGAUUGUCUCAUCGCGACGAUAUCAGGCCCCAACUGUGCAACACAAUUUAGCCGGGCACUCUGCUGGCCACAAGGAAAGCUUGUCUUUCGACCCCCAAGGUUUGAACCUGUAACUGGAGAUGGUGCUUAAUACAGAAGAGAGGGCAGCGACGCCAUGCUCACAGCACAGGCAUGCCUCAAUGGCUCUUGUACAAGCCAUAAUACCAGAGCAGUGUAGCUUUUGGAGUUCUUUUAGGAAAAUCUCUUAGGAUAGCAGCACAUUCUUCCUGUAGAUGAGGUCCAAACAUUUCUGAUGGUUUUAAAAGAAAAGGUUGGUAAUAUUUACAUUGACCGGCUUUAUUUUCAUUUAGUUUUAUUACCUGGCUCAAACGCAACAUAUUAUUAUUAUUAUUAUUAUUGCAUUAGAGGUUCAAGGAGACUUUUCUGAAUAUAUCUUGACCUUUUUGUAUUCCAUUCUGUUUACUCCUCUCUCUGCAGCUCGCACCAACAAGACUGCCCCCCCUACAGGCAAGCAUUUUAAAGUCCCCCUCCUCAGCCAUCUCCCUGUCCUGACUCCAGACCCCACCCCCCAGAACACGGCCCCCCUGUACGAGAGCGAGGAGCUCUAGACAACACGACACCAGCAGUGUAAUACCCGUGGAUGUGUGUUGUGCUCCUUGUUAUACCUGCCUGUCUGUCCGUCCACUGAGGCUGUCCUGUUGUCUGUCUUGGGGAGGAAACCAAUCGAGGUUUUGAGGAAGCAGGUAGAUGGACUCUCACAUUUUACCCACACUGUCUCAAUCCAGGACACCUCACCAGACCCCGCAUUUGUCAAAUGCACUUUAGUUUGAGCCCUUACGAUUUUGUGUCAAGGGCAGGCUGGUCAGAUGUGGCUUUCCCAACCGCACAUCCUCUUAGUGUGGCGUUGCCUUCCUGGCCAGAGCACUUGACUUGACACAGACCUUUUGUCAAAUGCUGUCCUGUUGUUUGCUGUUCUAGCGGAUAGAGAAUGAAUCAUGUAUCGUCUCCAGACAUGUUACUAUGUUUGUGUAGGUCAAAUGGUUUUAUUAUAUAAGCUAUUUAUUGGACAAUUAGUUCUAAAUGUAAAUGGUUGCCGUAACACCCAAAUUUACUACAACAAGGUCUAAUCCUGACCAUAGAAAAACAUUUGUGUUAUGUAACGUGUAUGAUGUGAAAUUGAAUGGAUGUGUAAUAAAGUUUUCCUGACCUUA
This is a messenger RNA of Coregonus sp. 'balchen', 22814 nucleotides long. The record is from the annotation of a GenBank genome assembly. Lineage: Eukaryota; Metazoa; Chordata; Actinopteri; Salmoniformes; Salmonidae.